Messenger RNA from Heteronotia binoei (common prickly gecko), 2321 nucleotides. Its product is annotated as somatomedin-B and thrombospondin type-1 domain-containing protein-like. The record is from RefSeq and is a predicted model, not a curated record. NCBI's taxonomy places the organism in Eukaryota, Metazoa, Chordata, Lepidosauria, Squamata, Gekkonidae. The coding region runs from base 6 to 803 and encodes 265 amino acids. The transcript has 5 exons.
CGAGGAUGCCGGGGGCGCGCCCCUGCUGGGCGCUGGCGGUGAGUCUGUGGCUCCUGGCGGCGCCGCCGGGCGCAGAGAGCGGCUGCGCCCAACUGGGCCACUGCUGCCCGGGCAGGAGCCUGGCGUGCGUGAGCUCCGGCUGGAGACCGGACGGAUCCCACGGACCCUGCUACUGCGACCAGGCCUGCCCUUACACCUUGGACUGCUGCCACGACUACCGGCAAGUCUGUCCAGUGGUCUCCUGUGCAGUCUCUGAGUGGAGUGAAUGGAGCGGCUGUGCAGAACCUUGCAAGGAGACCUACCGGGUUCGUAGGAGGCGGGUCAUCCAGGAACCGAGAAAUAGUGGUGAAGCGUGUCCCCCUCUGGAGGAGAAGGCUGGCUGCUUGGAAUACUGGAACCCUCAGGGGCAAGAAUGCAAGAAGUCCUUCAUCCCAGCAUUAAUAACCACAGGAGGCUAUGGGAAAGCAAGGAAGAAGCGUGCCGCAUCUAAGGAAAAUGAAAGAGCUGGGUAUUGUGUUGAAUUUCAGCUCCUGUCUAUCACAAAAGGUUGUCUCCAUGGGAACAGUUCGUAUACUCACUGGAUGAAAUAUCUCAGUGAAGGACACACUGUCUGUGUGGAAUGCCAGCAUCCAGCUUUGGAAUCCCGAAGUUUGCACUGCUCUGGGGAUGGCAGUGGAGCCAAAAAGAACCAGCAACUACACUGGCAGGCUGUGGGAAAUCCCCGAUGCAGGGGAACUUGGGAGAGAGUUCGCCAGCUGGACACUUGUUCAUGCCCUUCCGUUCACAGCUUCUUGUUCAUCUGAGUUUCACCCACUUGCUUCUUGGACUUCCGUUUCUAUUUCUUUGGCAGUUCUCUUUCACGGAGUUUCAACGGUUAACAGCUGCAGCCGGUCUGCUGACUGACACAUUAUAAGUUCAGAGGGCUGCCACUUUUAAGGAGCUUUUGCUUUGGGGCAUAAGGAGAUUUCCAGAUGUCUGGUACUGAAGCUUCCUUGUGUCUUUAUCUCAAAGAGUCCUGAGUUGUAGAUUCUUAAAAGAUCCUGUUUGAGGGAUUCUGGACAGCAAUAUUGGACACCUGUUGACAGAUCAUGUUCUUGAUGACUGAUCAAGACUGCUUGUCUAGGACUGUAAGUGGAUACUAGCCAUGGUGACUAAAGGGUUCCCUCCAUAUUCAGAGGCAAUUAGCCUCUGAAUCCCAGUGCCUCUAUGCCAAGGAAGUUGUUGGCCAAUGUGUGAGACAGGAUGCUGGACUAGAUGGACCACUGGUCUGAUCCAGCAGGGCUCUUCUGAUGUGCUUGGGUGUGUUCAUCAUAAGCACAGAGUAAGUGCCAGUUGUGGUUUUAGGUACAGAACUCUGCUUAUUAAGAAGCACUUCAUUUAAAAAAAAAACCAAGUUAAUUUAUGUCUUUAUGAUUGCAGCAAUAUGCUUGACUGUAUGGGAGGCAAGAUGUACAGAAAUCCUAGAAGCCAGAGAUGUGGCUGAACAAGAUUCCAGGGGACCAGGACUUGUCCUUGGCUAGUUCAAGUGCUGACUACAAGUUUUUCUGGACCCCUUUGCCUUCACUGCUCUGCUCUGCCCUGGUCCCUUUCUCUUCCUAAGCCUGUCCUAUCCUGGAACUUAUUUUUCAGUCCUGUGUACUCAGCAGGCUGGCCAAGACCGUAGCAGUCUUUCUUGCCAUAUACCUAAGCAGCCUUCUUGGUAAUUUGGUGAGAAGAAAGCAAGAGAAAUAAUGCUGCUUGGCUUACUGGCAAAGUGCCUUUAUGCAACUGCAGUCUGAUUGAAUGUGUGCUUAUUGGGAAGCAAGCUCCGCUCAAGAGUCUUAUUCCCAGUAAGUGUGCAUAGGAUGCUAGCCUUAAAUAGACCUUUACUCUGCUGUUAAUUUCUUCUCUAAUUUGAAAUCUGGAAACCCUUGAAAGUAUUUUCUGUCUGCAAUAGUGGGCAUUUUUUUUUUUGGGGGGGGGAGUAAUAUAUUAAUGUACCUUCUGUCUUUGCUUGGCUAUUUUUACUAGUGAAGGAAACACCUUCAUUUACAGGGUUCAGCCUAGCUGUUCUGGCAGCCUUCCCAGUACAAAAAGAAGGUUAUCUGUAUAUCUUAUGCACUUGGGACUUCCGUGUAGGACCAUCAGCAGCUGCAGUGAGCUGGGGAGGCCUCUGUGCCCUUGAAUUGCACCAGGGAAAGUUUUAAUUUAAUUUAAGUCUUUUGUGUUCCUUGAUUGCACAUGUGAAUGUUGUUUAUAUGCAUCGAUACAGCAUGAGGCAGUUUUAAAGCAUUAGAUUACACCUAGACAAUGUAAGGAAUAAAGCAUAUUUUGGCAAAUAA